ACUGAUCUUUCGCCUCUUCGUCUGAGCAGCUAGCUAUCUUGUUGAGACCCCUCUUUAGUUCACCUAAGAGAGAGAGAGAGUUCACGGUAUAUAAACAAUGUAGGAGAAGCGUGUGAUUAUAUGGAGAAUGAUUAUUUGUACCAGGCAGGGUGUGCUCUGACACAGGAAUAUCCAUUGUAAUUCUCGAUAUGUGAUAUAGGGUAAAUACCAUGAGCCUUCCAGGUGUAUAUACAUUCAUAUAGGGUACAUGGCUGUGGUAAGCAUGAAGGCCUCCCUCCAACCUCUUACCCAGAAAACCCAGAAAACUACCGUGACAAAAAUUAUGGAAAGCACAAAUUUAAAAUGUGCGGGUGUUGAAGUUCUAAUGACAAGUGCAAGCGGCACACGCAACACAAAACGUAUACACAGCGGAUCAAAGAGUGUUUACUACUAGAGAGAGCAUGUGGUACAGGUGUAGGAUAUAGAAUGAUGUAGCUAGAAUUGGUCCAUUUCUUCUUCAAAGAGUUCUGCAUGUCUUGAAUUGAUAUAAUCCUCUGCUAUUCACUUCAGUCUUUACAGUUGGCAGUCUUGUCUCUUGUUUACAACUUGACUCCUCUUCACUCCUGAUGGUAUAAUUGAAAGUUGUGGCUGCACAAGCCCCUCCCCUUUGUUUGCUCAGAGAGACUCGACUGUGUUUACAAGAUGAGCUCAGCUAGCUGGAUAGUGGCAGCACUCCUGCUGAUAUUGACCACAGUUCAAGGAAAUGAGGACCGCCCUAACAUACUCUUCCUGAUGGCAGACCAGAUGAGAGCUGACGCGUUGGGCUGUUCUGGAAACAAGCUAGCACAGACCCCUAACUUGGACCGACUUGCAGCUGAUGGUGUCCGCUACACCAAUGCGUACAGCUCCACUCCUAUAUGUACCCCAGCCAGGGCAGCAAUUCUAACCGGACUCUCCCCUUGGUAUCAUGGCAUGUUGGGCUAUGGCAACGUGGCCACGAAGUAUGAAUUUGAGAUGCCGAGAGCUUUGUCCGAUGCUGGAUACUAUACUUGUUCUAUUGGCAAGGAUCACUUUGGUUGGAACAGUACUACAAACAGUGGUAUUGAACACGGCUACCACGAGACAGAUCUGUACGAUGGCCUCCCACAAGAACUGGACGAUUAUGACGAGUGGUUUGCUAAGACCUACCCUGAAGUUAACCCCAUGGCCACUGGAUUACAGUAUAACGACUAUAGAGCUGCAGUGUACGGGCUGCCAGAGUCCCUCCACCCCACGGCAUGGGUUGGGAGGGGAGCUACAAGCUUCAUUGAGACUUACAAUAACUCACAACCUUUCUUCUUGAAGGCGUCCUUCCACCGACCCCACAGUCCCUACGAUCCACCAAAGAGAUGGAUGGAACAGUUUAAACCAGAUGAUAUGCCCCCUCCGUUUAUUAGCAAUGCGUGGGAUAAGGAGUACGCUCUACACUACGACACACCACCCCCUAGCAUGUGGGCAGGGAAUAUUAGCACUGAAAGUGUGCGAUUAUCCAGACAAGCUUACUAUGCCAGUACUGGUUUUGUGGACGAGUGGAUUGGAGAAAUAUUACAAACUCUCGACAGAAAAGGACUUAGAAAUAAUACAUUUAUAUUCUUCACAUCUGACCAUGGUGACAUGAUGGGCGACCAUUUCCUGUGGCGUAAAGGCUAUCCAUACUUUGGUUCAGCCCGUGUACCGAUGUUGCUGAGUUGGCCUCCCUCUAUGGACAGCAGUGUGAGUGUGCAGCGUGGCACCUCUCUGGAUGUAGUCACUGAAAUGAGGGACAUAUUGCCAACUUUCCUAGACGUUGCUGGAAUCAAUAUACCAGAUACAGUUAAUGGGAGCUCACUUCUUCAAACACUAAAGAAAUCCCCGACUCUGAAAUGGCGCGAGUAUAUUGACCUAGAGAUGUCCAUAACGUACAGCCUUAUCAUUCAUUGGAAUGCUCUCACUGAUGGGAAGAUGAAGUAUGUAUUCAGAGCCUUCUACCCUGACGAACAGCUGUUUGAUAUGACCCAGGAUGACAAGGAGCUGGUCAAUGUUGCUGGGCAAUCUAAGUACAACAGUGCCUUACUCGAGUGGCGGGCUAGAAUGGUCAGUCAGUUUGAGAAUGAGGGACGAGGUGAUGGCUGGGUCAAGGAUGGAGUGCUACAGAGGAGGGUGGGCAACACUCUAUAUUCCCCUCAUUACCCUGGAAACAAGCAAAUGCUCCCUCAAGAUUACCCUUGCAAUUGAGUACCUCCAUAAUUAUACAUCGAAUCCGUUAUCAUUAUAUAUAUACAUGUUUAUAAUUAUUAUACAUUGUAUAUUUGUACAUGAUUGAACAAUGAUAAUUAUUAUUGUCAGUAAAUUUGUUUUUCAA
Molecule: messenger RNA, 2359 nt
Organism: Halichondria panicea
Lineage: Eukaryota; Metazoa; Porifera; Demospongiae; Suberitida; Halichondriidae
Product: arylsulfatase-like
Exons: 1
Coding region: 682-2232 (516 amino acids)
Cellular component (GO): cytoplasm
Molecular function (GO): sulfuric ester hydrolase activity
Source: RefSeq, a predicted model, not a curated record